Molecule: messenger RNA, 237 nt
Organism: Mucor velutinosus
Lineage: Eukaryota; Fungi; Mucoromycota; Mucoromycetes; Mucorales; Mucoraceae
Exons: 2
Coding region: 1-237 (78 amino acids)
Source: RefSeq, a predicted model, not a curated record
AUGGAGGAAUCAAGCAAUAACAUAGCCGAAUGGGAACAAAAACUUGUCGGUAAGAUUCUCUUGGAAGAUGAUGCCGAACAUACGCUGAACAACGAUGAGGUUGUAAGGAUUAAGGACCUGCCCUCUUAUCAUCGUGUUUUACCUCCUGGGGCCAUCAUGACUAGAGACUAUCGUCUUGAUCGGCUGAAUGUGUUCAUUGAUAAUAAUCGCAAGGUGGAGCGCGUUUACUACGGUUAG